This is a messenger RNA of Penicillium canescens, 969 nucleotides long. Its product is annotated as NmrA/HSCARG family protein. The transcript has 5 exons. The coding region runs from base 1 to 969 and encodes 322 amino acids. The record is from RefSeq and is a predicted model, not a curated record. Lineage: Eukaryota; Fungi; Ascomycota; Eurotiomycetes; Eurotiales; Aspergillaceae.
AUGGCUCCCCAAAAGGUUGUCGUAAUUGGCGCUACUGGCUCCCAGGGUGGAGCUGUAGUUGAAGAGCUGCUUCAAUAUCCCGACAGCUACCAUGUCCGAGCCCUUACUCGCGAUCCAGCAAAGCCAGCCGCCCAAGCCCUGGGCAAGCUUGGAGUAGAGCUGUACUGUGCUGAUCUGACCAGUGGAUCUGAUGCUCUUGUAUCCGCAUUCUCUGGUGCUGAUAUUGUUUAUGCCCUGACCGACUUCUGGCAGACGCAGUCGACCGAUGAUGAGAUAGCACAGGGUAAAUCAAUUGCGGAAGCAGCAGCUCGGACGCUGACUCUGAAGCAUUUCAUUUGGAGUGCUCUUCCUGACCCAGUCCAGCUAUCGGGCGGACGCUUCAUAAACGUUCAUCACUGGAAGGGCAAGAGUUUGGUAACGGAGUAUAUCCGGGACUCGAAGCCUGAGCUUUGGGCUAAGACCACCACGAUCCUCUUUCCGAAUUAUUUCGAAAACUGCCUGACCACUCCGGACAGGUAUCUUCCGGUCAAGGAUGCUUCUGGGACCUACACUUUUACGUUCCCGCACAGUCCAGAGACCGUGAUGCCCAAUGUAGCUAUUGCCGACACUGGUAAGCUUGUGCGCACUGUCCUAGAGGCGGGCUCGCAGUAUUUCACCAAGACAGUUGCAUUCUACUCCCAAGGCUUGUCCGAAGCGGACAAACUGGCUACAAUUGGAAAGCGGUAUAACAUUCCCACAUCUUACCGACAAUCUAGCUCCAGCGAGUUCCAGAAGCUCCUUCAGUCUCGCGAUGGCUUGUCUAAGGAGAUUGCGCUCGACUUUGUGGAGCAGCUAAUGAUUUUUGAAAAAUGCGGCAAUGUCUAUGCCAAUGAAGAAUUCGUGCAAGCUUCCGACAUUCCGGGAUUAAAGCUUAAGACCUGGACUGAAUUCCUUGAUGAAAAUGAUUUGGCAUUGAAGGGUCUCAACUAA